UUGGGACGUAAGCGACCAGUCAGAGGAGGACUGGACGGAGAAGCAGCUACGGGCAUAGCUUCUGGUCUCAGGCGCUCCCCACCCUCUCAGCCGCUCUGGUUUCUUUGACGAGUCCUGAUCUGCCCACCUACAAUGCAGUGCGCCCGGGCGCGCCAAAAACCAGAUCUGCCAUCGCGCCUCCCUGCCCCUCAGACGAAAAGGAAACGGAAAAGCUAAGCAAAGCUGUUCAAACAAGCGAAGCUCUAUUGCGUCGAUCUGGCCGACACCACCUAGGAAGGAAGGAAGGAAGGAAGGAAGGACUAAUAUCGAUCUCAAUUGCAGAUUAUCUUCGCCUGCCAUCGCUUUCUUCUUCUUCUGCUGCUGCAGCUGCUGCCGCUGCUUCUCUCAGUUGGUUGCCUUUCGACGUUCUUCCGUUGGAUCUGAGUCAUUUGGGAGCUCGGGAUCCAGCCUUGGUGUUUCUUUUGAAUGAGAUUUUGCGGGGGUUGGGGGCUUGAUGGAGAGAGGGCCUUCCCAAGCAGGAAGGUCUAAAGGUGGCGUUGGUGUGUCGAGGGAGAUUGCUGACUCGAUCGCGAGGGCAGUCGAUCUCCCCAAGGGCGAUUCGGCGUCGUAUGCAGGAGAUCACAGCCUCGCUUCCAUUCUCAACAAUCCCCACGUUGGCAAAUCCGGCGUCUAUGGCUCCGACGCCUCGUGGGCCAGCUGGUUCUCUUCCGGCUCUGCAAAUCCCACUGAAUUGCCUCCCAUCGUCCUUAACAAGACGUUCCCAGAGAUCGCUAGAUCGGAUUUCAGCCCCUAUCUGGCGUCGAUUUCUGAGCCGUACGGGAGAUUCGAGGAUAUUCAACAUCACACGAACAGGGAAUUGCUCAAUUCGCAGCGGGACGCGGCGGGCUUGGACGGCAGCGCCAGUGUCGGAGAUAGUGAUGUGGUGGUGAGAGGGCAAGGUGAAUCCCUCGUCGCCUGCCUCCGGGAGGUUCCUUCUCUGUUCUUUAAGGAGGAUUUCGCAUUGGAAGACGGGGGCACGUUCCGGGCCGCUUGCCCCUUCUCGUCGAUCUCGGAGACCGGCGUGCUGCAGGAGAAGCUGUCGCAUUACUUGGACAUUGUGGAGCUGCAUUUGGUGAAGGAAAUUUCCCUGCGCUCAGACUCCUUUUUUGAAGCGCAAGUGCAACUGCAGGAUUUGAAUAGCAGGAUUGUUGAGUCCUGCGGCCGCCUACAGGAGCUGAAGUCGACGAUCAGACUUCUAGACAAUGACUUAGUGGGUUCUGCGAAGAACGUCCAAGAGUUGAAUAAGAAAAGAAGCAACUUGUUGGCCCUUCAACAGAAACUGCGGUUGAUAUUAUACGUAAAUCAAGCUCUUUCUGCACUGAAACUGCUUCUGGCAUCAGCAGAUUGUGCAGGUGCUUUAGAUGUCACAGAUGACUUGCAACAUUUGCUGGAUAGUGAUGAGCUGACUGGUCUGCACUGCUUCCGGCAUCUACGUGAUCAUUUGGCAAUGUCGCUGGAUUCUAUCAAUAGCAUUCUUGCAGCGGACUUCGUAAGGUCAGCCAUACACAAUGGCAAAGACAUGGAUGUAGGCAAACCACAAGAAAAAGGUGCUCGUCCAGCUGCUGUGGGGAGGGAGGAGGAUCUUAUGUUAGAUGAAGAAGAAAGUUCUGGUUUUCGUGAACGGCUUCUUCCCAUCAUUAUUGGUUUGUUGAGAACUGCAAAACUUCCUGCUGUAUUAAGAAUGUAUCGUGAAACUCUCAUUGGCAACAUGAAAACUGCUAUUAAAACAACAGUUGCAUCAUUACUUCCAGUUUUGGCUGCUCGUCCUAUGGAUUCUGAUUUACAGGCUGGAGAAAGACCAGUGGAUUCUGAUGGUGGUGGAUUAUCCCUUGCAAAUAAGCUAAGGAGCCUUUCGCCUGAUAAUUUUGUUAUGCUGCUGACUGCUAUCUUCAAUAUUGUACAGGCACAUUUGGUGAUGGCAGCUGAAGUUAAAAAGGUUAUUGAGUGGAUCAUGGGUGGUCUAGAUGGUUCAUAUGCUGCGGAUUCUGUUGCUGCUGCAGUUGCACUGGGAGCUGCCACAGCUGCUGCUGCAGAAGCUGCUCAAGAAAAUUAUCAAACAGAUCCACAUGUGCCAUAUUCCAUCCAAAGAAGCACAACCAAGGUCGAUCUGCUUCCGGGAAGGCCCAACGAGGCUUCAAGUGCAUCUAAUGUUUCGAAGAAUUUCAGGGCUGACGUACUAAGGGAAAAUACUGAAGCUAUUUUUGCAGCUUGUGAUGCUGCACAUGGUAGAUGGGCUAAGCUGCUUGGUGUUCGAGCACAGCUUCACCCUAGGCUACGGUUGCAAGAGUUUUUGAGCAUCCAUAACAUAACUCAGGACUUUAUAUCAGCUACAGAGAAAAUUGGUGGAAGGCUCGGUUACAGUAUUCGUGGUACAUUACAGUCACAAUCCAAAGCUUUUGUUGACUUUCAACAUGUCGCCCGUAUGGAAAAAGUUACAGCUGUUCUUGAUCAAGAAACAUGGGUCUCAGUCGAUGUUCCUGAGGAAUUUCAGACCAUCAGCAAUUCUUUUUCUUCUUCUGGGGAAAUAGGGCGAGAUGACCCCACUUGUGAUGAUGCAUCAGGGCCUGCAGUGACAACCUCAACAAAGGUUUACAUUUCCAAUGAACAGCAAUCUAAAAAUGUGAAGCAAGAUGUUACAUUGGCAAAGUCAGUUAAUGGCCAGGAUAAAGCACUAGAAAUUUCAAAUAUAUCACACCAUUCCGAUGAUCGAAGUACAAAAGAACAUGGAAAAACAGCAUCUCAGAUGCUUUUUUAUGGUGGUGUUGGCUAUCACAUGGUAAACUGUGGCUUAAUUUUGCUAAAAAUGCUCUCUGAAUAUAUAGACAUAAGUAAGUCUUUGCCUGCACUUUCUUCCGAGGUAGUUCACCGCAUUGUGGAGAUUUUGAAGCAUUUCAAUACUCGUACGUGUCAGCUUGUUCUUGGAGCUCGUGCCAUGCAGGUCUCAGGCUUGAAAUCAAUAACUGCAAAACAUUUAGCUUUGGCAAGCCAAGUCAUCAGCUUUUUCUAUGCUCUCAUGCCAGAAAUGAGGUGCAUCCUUUUUACUAAAGUACCAGAAUCCCGAAAAGCCUUGUUAUCAUCAGAGCUUGACAGAGUAGCACAAGACUAUAAAGUGCAUCGAGAUGAAAUCCAUGCAAAACUUGUUCAGAUAAUGAAAGAAAGAUUAUUGGUGCAUCUACGAGCACUGCCUCAGAUUGCAGAGAACUGGAAUAAGACGGAAGAUACUGAUCCUCAACCCAGUCAGUUUGCACGUGCACUCACUAAGGAAGUUGGUGUGCUUCAACGUGUGUUAUCACGAACUCUUCUUGAGGAGGAUGUUAUAGAGAUAUUCAGGCAAGUGACGGAAAUUUUCCAUUUACAACUGACAGAAGCAUUUUCCAAGUUAGAUCUUAAUACACCACAGGCAAAGAACAGACUUUUCCGAGACAUCCAGCAUAUUCUUGCAUGUAUUCAUGCACUUCCUGCACCUAAGCUAAGUGGUGAAAGCAUACCAAAACCAGGGAAGCUUGAUGAUUUUUUGGCUCAAAGAUUUCAGAGCGAAGCUGGUCAAUGAAGUCAAUUGUAGAUUAACAAGUUGGAAAGUUCUUUACCAAAUUUUUCUAUCCUGAGGGACCAUCAUUGCAGGAGACUCAGUCAACCAUGAAGCUAAAGACAUGCUGCUGUCUCCUAAAAAAUUUUUGAGGUGCUGGUCAACUCCUGGAAGAUGAUUGAUGGUACCGCUGCCUUCAUGGUCAUAAAUAAGCACAAGCAUCGAUGAAAUUCUAUAACUUGGACUAGUCGAGUCUUGCAAUUGCCCCCUUCUCAGGAUGGCUUCCUUACACCCCCUCCCCCCCCCCCCUCCCCCCCCCCCCAACCUACCUUUCAUUCUUUGGACUGCCUUCCUAGGAAUUUGCUCUCAAUUUUCCCCACUGUACCAUGUUUUGUUUCUUCUUUGCCUUUGUAAUUCCUUCCAGCCAUAUACUCGAACCUCUUGUUUUUUCCCACGAGUAACUAUAACAAAAUUAAGUUGUAAUUCUGAGACCUUUGUAAGAAAAUGAUGCCAUUACCAUGCUUGUAAUAAUUAUUAUUGUAAUUAAGUUGAAGAAGAGUGGAUUUCAUUUCCA
Nymphaea colorata (pocket water lily) is the source of this 4139-nucleotide messenger RNA. Its product is annotated as vacuolar protein sorting-associated protein 54, chloroplastic. Gene Ontology annotation, molecular function: syntaxin binding. The transcript has 19 exons. The record is from RefSeq and is a predicted model, not a curated record. Gene Ontology annotation, biological process: retrograde transport, endosome to Golgi; Golgi to vacuole transport. The coding region runs from base 494 to 3589 and encodes 1031 amino acids. NCBI's taxonomy places the organism in Eukaryota, Viridiplantae, Streptophyta, Magnoliopsida, Nymphaeales, Nymphaeaceae. Gene Ontology annotation, cellular component: GARP complex.